Molecule: messenger RNA, 2536 nt
Organism: Malaya genurostris
Lineage: Eukaryota; Metazoa; Arthropoda; Insecta; Diptera; Culicidae
Product: UDP-glycosyltransferase UGT5-like
Exons: 2
Coding region: 825-2390 (521 amino acids)
Molecular function (GO): UDP-glycosyltransferase activity
Source: RefSeq, a predicted model, not a curated record
GAAAUCCGCAAGCCAUUUAUAAUUCUUCAGUGUACAAAAUCAAAUGCGCUUCGAUCACUUGCUUUUUCUGUGAAGCAGAAUACACGUGAACCAAUGCACGCAUCACCCACGAAACACAUUUGCAAGAGUCUCACCACGACUACAUCGGUACAAGUCCACUUCCAUGUCACAAUAGUAUUUCCCUUUGAUGAAGGCAGAGAACGCAGGUUAGACAACAAGAAACAUUAAUCAGUCGAAUAGUUUCCUAGGUAAUGUUUACAGGAGACAAAUUAAAUUCAAAAGUUACAAGUAAUUUGAACUAUUGAGCUUCGGUAAUGAAAAAACGAUUUAUUUAAUGCAGUCGCCAAGAAUUAAAUCAAGAAAUAUUCAUUUGUAUGUGUUGAUUGAGUACGCAAUCCAGCUUGACAACAAAGUUGAAUGAUUAGAUACGCCGUGAUAACUGGAAUGGAACCAACCCUCACACACUGACUAUUGUCGCAUGUCUGUCCUCUUUCUUCCAACUGUGGUCAGCUGUGAGACAGAUAGCCGAAAUAGUAAACAUCACAUGCGUAGUCAACCUGUUCAAACUGUAUGAGAAGAAUUUGAUUCAGUAGAUUCCAACCACAAAAAUUCUUAGGUGUGUAAGUAUUUCCAGCUUUGGGCGUUCGUUAGUUGCCAGUCAUCAUCUCAACCCCAAACCUGUCCGUCUUCACGCAAACGAAUACUUUUGACAUCUUUUGCAUCUGGUUACCGGAACUAAAACUGAUCACAAAACAUCUCGUCAAACGAAUAUGUUAAUUUAACCGAAUUGGAACCAGAGCCACAGUUUUAAAUUCGGUUUCGCAAUGAACGGACGCGCGGCAGUUGUGUUUAGUUUAAUUUGGCUGGUGUCUUUUGGUGAAGGUGCCAAAAUCCUGACAAUCAUGCCUUUGGGAGGUAAAUCGCACGACAUCAUUGGAUCAGCUUUCGCAAAAACGUUAGCAGAAGCGGGCCACGACGUAACCGUCAUCACGGCUUAUCCAGUAAAGAACCCGCCGGAGAACUACAGGCAAAUUGUACUGACUGGAAUGUUGGAAAAAAGUGGUGUUGCGAAUAUGAACUUUUUCGAUCAACACGGUGGACUCAUAUCGUCAUUAAUUUUGCUGGGUUUUAUGUACCAUAGCUUCCCGGCCAUGUUAUACGAGGGAUGCAUGCGACAUCCAAACGUUGAAAAAUUUUCGAACUCAAACGAGAAAUUCGAUCUUGUUAUACUGGAAUCAUUUUUAGCUGAACCCUUCUAUGGAUUUGCACAGCAUUUUGAUGCACAAUUGGUCACUUUUUCUGCAUUCGCAAAUUCAUUGUGGACUAAUCAUCUUGUCGCAGCACCCGGUCCAGCUUCCCAUGAAGCACAUUUUAUGCUCCACUAUACUGAUCGCAUGACAUUUUCGGAACGCUUUGUCAAUGCGUUGGUCACUCUGAUUGACGCCGUCUUUUACAACUGGAUUUAUCUACCUAAACAAAAAGAUUUCUACAAUCAAGCAUUUCCGAAUGCGAAACUAACCAUCGAGGAACAGAUGAGAAAUGUUUCGCUAGUGUUUUUGAACCAACAUUUCACUUUGAGUAGUCCAAGAUCAUACCCACCGAACAUGAUUGAAGUCGGUGGACUCCAAAUAGAAGAACCAAAGCCACUACCAAAGGAUCUGCAACAAUAUCUGGAUGAAGCCACCGAUGGAGUGAUCUAUUUCUGUAUGGGAUCCAAUUUGAAGUCUGCACAGUUUUCGGUUGAAAAGCGGGAAGCAUUUUUGAAGGCGUUUUCGAAAUUGAAACAACGUGUUCUGUGGAAAUUUGAAGAUGAUUCGAUUCCGAACAAACCGGCGAAUUUAAUGAUCAAAUCAUGGAUGCCCCAAAAUGACAUCCUUGCCCAUCCCAAUGUGAAACUGUUUAUCACCCACGGAGGCAACUUGGGAACUACGGAGUCUUUGUACCACGGAAAACCGAUGAUUGGAGUCCCGAUUUUCGGUGAUCAAAUGAUGAACGUUGAAAAGUCCGUCCGCGCGGGUUAUGCCGUGUUGUUGAAAUUCUCCGAUAUUAGCGAAUCUUCGGUUUCCCAAGCUAUCAACACAGUUCUAAAUGAUCCAAAGUACGCAAGAAAUGCCAAACUAACUUCGGAACGAUUUCGGGAUAAACCAAUGACACCGAAACAAAGUGUCGUCUACUGGGUUGAAUAUAUAUUGCGGCAUGGAGGAGCACCGCAGCUUCGAUCACCCGCCAUGGAACUGUCCUAUCUGCAGUAUCAUUCAGUUGACGUUUUAGCUGUGCUGUUGCUUAUUUUAAUAGCGAGCUUAGUCAUUAGUUUGUACAUACUGAAGAAAAUAUAUCGGACGAUUUUCAAAUCAAAAGUUUCCAAAACUAGUAAGAAGAAAAGGGCAUAGUUUCUGAUUUCCAUUUGGAAUAGGUUAGCAAGUCAAUGCAAAACCGAACAUUGGAUGUAUUCCAAAAUCAGGAAGAGCAACUUUUUUGAAUGUUUUGUAUUGUUUAAGUUCCCUUAAUGCAUUAAUAAAUCAUACGUAUUAAACUA